GCCACAAAUCUUGCAACUGUCUCUGCUGCGGCUGGACAUUUCCCAAAACGCCGUUCGGUGGAUUUCCGCCUCCUAUCGGUGACUUGGCUGCUCCACCCUUUCCAUAUGACGAGACAUGGCGGCCAUGUUGGGAAGGUCGACGUUCCCGGAGAAGUCAAUGCACGGACACCGAAAGGAUGACGCAAACUCAUUGGAUUUUCACGACGUGUUGUUGCUGUUUCGUCAGCACCAAAAAGCGUAUUCUAUCAAUCCAAAGAGAAGCAAUGUAUUUUUUCCUGACUUUUGAGAGGGACUCCCUGUUUUCCCUUGUCGUAAUUGUACUCCGUUUUACGCCUUCCUCGGCCUUUGACCUCCUGCAAUUUGGCCACAGAUUGCUGCAUCUGUGGCGUUCACGCAAAGGAGUCUGGCGCCUUUUGUGGCCGGUCCGCGGAAGUGACGUCAUUCCGCGAGCUCGGAGGAGCCAGCUCUCGCGGGUGCGUCGCCCCCAUUCGGCCAGCCGCCGCCGAUGUCGUUCCUCCUUCCACGGCAUCGUAUUUGGUUCGAAACGGCUUGUUUUGGCGACUGGUCAAUACGCAGUAUGUUCAUAUAACUUAUUACUUUGGUGUAUCGAUUGUAUAUUCUAUACAUCGAAAACAAUGAGGCAACAGCAGAAAGUGACCGAUAGGAGGCAGCAGUGUAGCAACAGCGCCUUAUUUACUGCAGGCGAACCAGCGAAGAAGCCCGACAUUAGCAUCUCGCCGCGCUUCCAAACUUCUGCGCUUAGCUUAGCUCGUUAGAGGCCUAACAAAGACGCGCGGAAGUUAGCGACACACGCUAACGCUUGUGAUUAGUUUUGUUGUUGUUGUUGAGCGAAAAUGUGCAAGGUGAAAAUGCUGCGAGCUGUGGUGGACCAGCGGCUGGGCGCGGCCGUGGAGGAAAUCUUCGCGCUGCUGGAGAGAACCAUACGAGAGUACGACGAGGAACUUGCCAGAAGCAAGCAGGAGAACCGGCGGCAGCGUCAAGUCCUCGACGCCCUUCUGAAAGCUGGCACGGACUCGCACGCGCCAGACGUCCACCGAGAAGCUCUCCCCGAGCGGCAGCAUGAGCGGAGCUCUGGGGCGGAGGAGUAUGAGGAGCCCGAGGAGCCCGAGGAGCCAGAGGGGCCAGAGGAGCCAGAGGAGCCAGAGCCCGCCCUGGUGAAAGAGGAAACCCUCCGGAUUGACGACGAGGACCAGCCGGAGCAGUUUGAAGGACCGCAUCAGGACGAGGCCGACGCGGACGUGGACGCGAGUGAACUUCCAGUGACGCUUGUCAUCGUGAAGAGCGAAGAAGAGGAAGCAGCAGAAGCCGACGGCAAGGAGGACGAAACCAAAGGUGACGACAAACUCUUCCGAUGUUCUCAAUGCCAAAAAAGCUUUUCUCACCGGAAGAACUUGAAAAGACACACGAGGUGUCACACGGGGGUGAAACUCAUCAGCUGCUCGUUUUGCGGCGAGAGGUUCUCGCAGCGGGAACAUUUGCUCGAACACGGCCGAAUCCACGGCGGGGACAGACCCUUUUCCUGCUCGGUGUGCGACAUGACCUUCCGCUUUCACUCCACCUUCGUCAACCACAUGCGGACGCACACGGGCGAGAAACCGUUCAGCUGCCAGGUGUGCCGCAUGAGCUUCGGCGUCCACUCGUCGCUGCUGAGGCACGCGCGCACGCACUCGGGCGAGAAACCCUUCGCCUGCUCGUUUUGUGACAAAAAGUUCCCCAGAAAGACAAGUUUGAAAGAGCACACCAGGAUCCACACCGGAGAGAAACCUUUCUCCUGCUCCGCGUGCGCCAUGACGUUCCGGUUUCAUUCCAAGCUGGUGAACCACAUGCGGACGCACACGGGCGAGAGGCCGUUCGCCUGCUCCGUGUGCGGCAAAACCUUCGCUCAGAAGGAGCAUCUCAGGAUCCACACGGUCACGCACACGGGAGAAAAAGCCUUCGGCUGCUCCGUGUGCCGUCAGAGAUUCUCGGCCAAGAGCAGCUUGGUGACGCACACGAGGACGCACACGGGCGAGAAGCCCUUCGGCUGUCGGCUGUGCCGGAGACAAUUUGCGUACAAGUACCAGCUGGACAAACACGCGUGUGCUUCUGGCGAGAGCAGCGGCGCUGUUUAG
Phycodurus eques (leafy seadragon) is the source of this 2132-nucleotide messenger RNA. RefSeq names its product oocyte zinc finger protein XlCOF6.1-like. The record is from RefSeq and is a predicted model, not a curated record. The transcript has 3 exons. NCBI's taxonomy places the organism in Eukaryota, Metazoa, Chordata, Actinopteri, Syngnathiformes, Syngnathidae. Bases 855 to 2132 code for a protein of 425 amino acids.